Molecule: messenger RNA, 537 nt
Organism: Magnolia sinica
Lineage: Eukaryota; Viridiplantae; Streptophyta; Magnoliopsida; Magnoliales; Magnoliaceae
Product: protein LEAD-SENSITIVE 1-like
Exons: 2
Coding region: 1-537 (178 amino acids)
Source: RefSeq, a predicted model, not a curated record
AUGAACUUGCUCACGGGACAAAAGAUCGAGAGGGAAGACCUCAAACCUGGUGAUCACAUCUAUGCAUGGAGGACUUUAUACAUCUACGCCCAUCACGGAAUAUAUAUUGGCGAUGACAAGGUCAUUCAUUUCACUGAACCAAAUGGCCAAAAGUGCGUGGCUGGAUAUGUUGUCAAGUCAAUAUCCCCCUCUUUGGGAUGUCCCAAAUGUGGAGCUCUGAAAAACAAGACAAAUAAUGGAGUCACAGUCUCAUGCUUAGACUGUUUCCUGGAUGGAAGGGAACUCUACCGCUACGAAUACUCUGUUUCAAGGAAGCUGUUUUACAAGAGCCGAAAUCGUACAUGUAGCGUUGCUAAAUCAGACCCGCCAGAUAUAGUUGUUGGGCGCGCCACUGCAUGCAUCGAGGAGGGCUUUGGAGAGUAUAAGCUCAUCGGUAACAAUUGUGAGGACUUUGCUUUAUAUUGUAAGACAGGCAAUGUAAAGGCCCGUAAAUCCUUUGAUUUUACACACAUCAGAUUUGCAUAUAAUACAAAAUGA